Messenger RNA from Phyllopteryx taeniolatus (common seadragon), 4393 nucleotides. It is a transcript of the gene dsc2l, whose product is annotated as desmocollin 2 like. NCBI's taxonomy places the organism in Eukaryota, Metazoa, Chordata, Actinopteri, Syngnathiformes, Syngnathidae. Gene Ontology annotation, molecular function: calcium ion binding; cadherin binding. The transcript has 16 exons. The coding region runs from base 257 to 2857 and encodes 866 amino acids. The record is from RefSeq and is a predicted model, not a curated record. Gene Ontology annotation, biological process: multicellular organism development; synapse assembly; blood vessel morphogenesis. Gene Ontology annotation, cellular component: neuron projection; presynaptic active zone membrane; adherens junction.
GUGUGUCCGGAUUAUUGACACCCCGCCAGCCAGCAGCGAGGGAGAGAGCAAGCGCAAAAGGUGCCAUGGAGGCGUAGGAGACGCAGCAGAAUCACUUUAUUCCUCGUUGUAGGGGCUCCCAAAUCACCACCUGAACGCUUCUAACCUUGCCUUUUUCGGUUUUUGUUUUUAUUUUUUUUUGGCGUGUGUGCUGGCGACAGGACUGCUUUCUCCUUGGGGGGCAAAGUGCGAAUUUGUGUAAAAAAAAAUAAAAAAGAUGGCGAAUGCUGUCGUUUUCAACGUGUGCCUGGCGCUGAUGGCGGCCGCGGUGGAUUCGUGCUUCGUCCCGAGCUUCCUCUACGUCCCGGUGCCGCGAAGUAUCCCGGCCGGAUACGAGAUAACGAGAAUCAAUGUGGCGAACUGCGGCAGCGUGACUACGGACGAGAGCGCUUUCGGAGUUUGGCCCAACGGUUCGGUGACGGCCAGAACCGGCGUGGAGGUGUCGCCCAAAGGCCGAACUUUCUCCGUGUGGGCUCGGCUCAGCAACGGACGACAGAUGCGCAUGGACGUCAACCUCGUCACCAGCAGACAGCCCACUGAUGUGCUGAAACGGUACAAAAGACGCUGGAGCCCCCCACCCUUCAAUAUCCUGGAGAAUGACCCCGGCCCCUAUCCAAGAGACAUUGAAAGGCUUGUGUCCGACACUGAAGCCGUGCAUCGGGUGUACUACACUCUCACGGGGCCCGGUUACGACAAGCACCCAGAGGGAGUGUUUCGGUUUGACAGCGAGACCGGAAUGUUGACUGUGCUCAAGGCAGUCGAUCGGGAGGAGUACCCGCAGUUCGCCUUGAUAGCCAGGGUUUUCGACAGAACGACGCGGCAGGAAACCGAUGACCCUUUGGGCAUCUUCGUGAAUGUCGACGAUCAGAAUGACAACGCGCCGCGGUUCCAAGGCCAGAUGCAGUUUUCUGUGCCCGAGAAGAGCAAAGCAGGGACGAUAAUGGGGAACGUGAAUGCCACCGACAGAGACCAAGCAGGCACCGACCACGUGAAGAUCCGCUAUUCCCUUUUGACCGAAUUGAACCGGUUUGCCAUCAACCCAACGACGGGUGUCAUCACCACAGUGACUAACACGUUAGAUAGAGAGAUUAAAGACAAGUAUAUGGUGACUGUGCAAAUCAAAGACAUGGACGGCGCAGCCGGCGGUUUGUUCACCACGGGCACGGCGACCAUCACCCUGAGCGACAUCAACGACAACCCGCCGACCUUCACAAAGAACUUGUAUCAAGCCACUGCAAAGGAGAACGAAAUUGGGAAACUUGUUCUUCGGAUGCCUGUUGAAGAUAAGGAUUUAAAAGACACACCCAACUGGAAAGCUAAAUUCUUCAUUACUAAGGGAAACGAAAAUGGAAACUUCCGGAUGGAGACGGACCCCAAAACGAACGAGGGGCUUCUGUACGUCUCCAAGCCAUUAAAUUUUGAGCAGUCCCCCAAAAUGAGAGUGGAAGUCAUGGCCCGAAACGAAGUCAAUCUGACUGGCACCACGGCCCAGUGGCAGAUCGUCCCUGUGGACUUGACAGUCGGCGACGUGGACGAAGGCCCCGAAUUCACGGCCCCUACAAUUCGCUUUAUCGUAAAAGAGAACACGCCAAACGGCACAGUGAUUGGAACUUACAAAGCCUUAGAUCCGGAAACCAAGAGCAGCGACGGCAUCAAGUAUUACAAGAUCAUGGACCCAGCUGCAUGGAUCAGUGCGGAUCGGAACACGGGAGAGCUGAGGGUGGCAAACACCAUCGACAGAGAGUCACACUUUGUCACGGAUGGAAUUUACAACAUCACCAUGAGAGCCGUUGAUGCGACUUCCAAGACUGGUACGGGAACCGUCAUAAUCCAGGUGGAAGAUGUGAAUGACAACGUACCCGUCAUUGUCCCGCCCGGUGAGAGGGUGGUGUGCGACAAGGAAGGAGAACACGGCUCUGCGCUGCUUGUGGCGGAAGACUUGGACGAUGCACCAUUUAAAGGCCCCUUCACCUUUAGUCUGCCAAAUAACGAAGAUGGCAAAUGGUCUGUGACCAGAUUCAAUGACACCGCAGCUACGUUGCAGCAGCUCAAAGACCUUCCCUUGAAGGUGCACAAAGUUCCCGUGGAGGUCAAAGACCUGCAGGGCAACGGCAAAAUCCAGACAGUGAGCGUGAGGAUCUGCCAGUGCAGGAACGGCGCCUGCCUGACCAAGCCGUGGUCGUCCUCGCUCGGCCCGAUGGGUUGGCUGGCGUUGCUGCUGCCUCUGCUCCUCCUUCUGCUGCUACUCUUGUUGCUCGCCUGUUUCUGCACGACAAAGCCGGACUUGCAGAUCUUGGACACGACUGACAGCGGCGGAAUCCUGAUCAAGUCAAACACGGAGGCCCCGGGGGAAGAAGUGGAUGCGAGUCUCAUCAAGGUCCCCAUUCCCGGUUCUGAAAUCAAGGGCUCAGUGGGGAAUCAGGAGUGGCAGAUCAAGGGAUCCACCAUCGGAUGCCAAGACGUCGGAGUGUAUAAGAGCGGCUUUGGUAACACGGAAACAGAGUUCUUCACCGGACACUACAACAGCCAGUAUGGAACUCAACAGUACAACGGCGGGAUGAACUACGACGCAAACCUUCUCAACACCUGGCAAACAAACGGACUCUAUUUGCACCAGAAGCUUUCCUAUUUCGGAGGGGAGGAGGACGGGCGGUACGCGGAUGACAUCAUCCACCAGUACGGCUUCGAGGGAACGGGCUCGGCGGCCGGCUCGGUCGGGUGCUGCAGCGACGACGGCGGCAAUAACGACAACCUCGACUUCCUUAACACGUUGGGACCCAAGUUCAAAAACCUCGCAGGUGUCUGUAAAAAGACAUGAACAAUGAAGCCGGAGAACAACAGCGUUUUGCCUUUUCGCUGGACAGGAUGCGGCCCCCCCCACCGUGCCACCUGAACACCAAGAGUGAAAGGGAAGACAGAGAAGCGCAGUCAUGUGUUUGUGUCACUUUUGUUGGACGCUUUUUUUUCUUUUUUUUUUUUUAAUCUCAUCUCUGCUGCAAUUUUCUUAGUCUCAAGCACUGAUAACUUUGCUGGCACUGUCAUUUGUACAUACAAAAAAACAAAAAAAACAGCAUUGCGCUUUUUUUUGCAUUCUUGGUUUUACAGGCCACUAAUAGCUGAUGAAUUGAUGGCUUUGGGUAUUCUUUGUGUGUAAUAAUUUAGUAAGAACAGGUAUUUGGGGUUUUACUAAUUUCAUGUGUUCAUAUAGUAAAUGAACAUAGUUUGGUUGGUUAUUGGCUAAAAUGGUUCCCCACAUUUUUUUUUUUUAAGAGUUUUGAUAUUUUUCUAUAACAAAAUAAUAUGAACUAAGAUAAUUAUUAUACAGUUGCCUAAGAGACAUCAAACUGCAGACUUUAACGUAGGGAUGGCUUGAUAAUCAGUGGCCAAUUGGAGUGCACUGAUUGGCUGUUGCAGCCACCACCGGCCGGCCCUGUUUGGGUGCAAAAAAGUUCAACAAGAUGCCUGCUGUGGGAAGCUGAGCUACGAUAACCUUCAACAUGACACAUAACAUGACUAUGGAAGCAGGAGUCCAGAAAAUUGAGCAAUUGUUUAUUUCUUUUUUAAUAAUAUUGAAAAAAAUAACAAUUGAUGAAUGAUCAAUCAAGGAAAUUUAGUCCAAUGGCAUCCCGACUUCAAAUUAUUCUUGUUGUUUGACCGGUCUGGUUGUUCCUAACCGCAUGAGAUCUGUGCACAUGCAUUCCAAUGACGGUCGCGAUGGUCGACUGUCGAGCAGGCGUCAGCGGUUAUCGCAACGUUCUCCGAACCACGUGAAAGUCGGCACGAGGGCGUCAACUCGGCGACCAAAGAAGUCGGGUCGAAGAGCAAAACGACGGGAAAUCUGGCAUUUCCGCGUUUUGCGUUGGUUUGCUUAAUGUCUACGAACAUUCUGAACAUCUCUCUAGAUCCGCUGUCAAACUGGUGGCCCGGGGGCAGGAUCCGGUCCGCCACAUCAUUUUAUGUGGCCCGCGAAAGCAAAUCCAAAUCGCUGAUUGUGUUCUGGUGUAAUACCAUUGAGAUAUUUUUUAUUUUUUUUUUACCAAUCCCGCUUUGAAAAGAAAUGUAAUAGUUGGAAAAACAUGCAUUUAUAGGCUUCUGAUUUCCAAAUUGGUUAUUCAUCAAUGUGUUGUGUGUACUGUAAUUACAGUAUAUGAGGUAAUCUUUCAUUUCUAUGGGUCAUAACUGCGAUGUGGCCCGUGACAAAAAGGAGUUCGACACCCCUGCUCUAGAUGAAUGUGCACGGGCAGUAGAUCUGGCUUAACUUAUUAAACAUUUGACUUCAACAGGCUGAAUGUCUUUUUACUGUAACACCUGUAUUGUGUGCGGCUGUAAAAUAAUAAAAGGCUCUCUUGUACAA